Thecamonas trahens ATCC 50062 is the source of this 1359-nucleotide messenger RNA. RefSeq lists its product as uncharacterized. NCBI's taxonomy places the organism in Eukaryota, Apusomonadida, Apusomonadidae. The coding region runs from base 1 to 1359 and encodes 452 amino acids. The transcript has 3 exons. Gene Ontology annotation, molecular function: metal ion binding. The record is from RefSeq and is a predicted model, not a curated record.
AUGUCCAGCGACCUCAUUGAGCAGCUCCAGGAGCAGCAUCAGGCGCUGGUGACCAAGCUGUCAGACAAGUACGAUCUGAAGAUCAAGGCGCUGCAGAAUGAGCUGGAGAAGACCAAGGUUCGGGCGAUUGUGGCGGUGGAGGGCCAAGAGGAAGCGGAGUCGCGGGCGAAUGGGCUGGACAAGUCGCUCAAGGCGCUGCUGGCGGAAAAGGCUGUGCUGGAGAGCGCGGCAGCCGAGGCGAGCCAGCGAGCUAAAGUGGCCGAGACAGCGCUGGCGCAGCGUGACGCCGACCUUGUGGCGUGCCAUGACGCGAUCUCGGAGCUGAACCAGAAGCUCUCGUCGACGCAUGUGGCGGCGGGCUCGGCCGACUCGGCGUCGACUGAACUCCAGCUGCAGCUGGCGCAGCAGGUCGAGACCAUCGACGAUUUGCGGACCGAGCUAGGUGCGCUGCACGACGCCAAGGCGACGCUUGAGACCGAGCUGGCGGCGACGCGGACGGCGCGCGACCAGGCGGCCGCUCAGGUUGACUCACUGCGGAGCGACAUGCUGGCGGCGGCCAAGUCGGCUUCAGAUGCUGCCACCCGGCUUGCAGCCCAAGAAGAUGAGCUGCUGACGUUGCAAUCUGAGCGCGAGCGACUCGCAGACGAACUCCGCCGCGAGCGUGAGGCUCACGCCGGCUCAGCCGAUGUCCGCGACGCUGCCGAGAAGCUCGCCACCGAUCACGCGCGGGCACUCGAUGAGCUGCGGGCGCAGUUGGCACUUGCCGAGUCUGAGCUUGCAGACACGUCGGCUGCUGCUGCCGCCAACACUGCUGCGCUGCAGGACUCGAUCGAGACGCUCUCGUCAUCGCUCGCAAGGACCGAGGCCCGGCUAGCCUCGGAGCAGGCGGCGCACGCGGCGAGCAAGGCUGCAGCCGCCGACGCAGCCACAGCCGCCGCUGCUGUGCUCGACGAGGCCCGCGCCGACACUAGACAGGCCGAACGCGAGGCUGAUGAGCUCCGUGAGUCACUCACGCACGAGCAGGCCCACGUUCAGGAGCUGCGAACGUCUGUGGCGCGGCUUGUGGCCGAAGUGAGCGAGCUGCGGAGCUCGCUCGCCGAGCUUCAGACCGCUACCGAGGGCGCGUGGCUGCGACCUUCGUUCUCCUUCUACCGCCGCAAGCACCACUGUCGGGCGUGCGGCGGUCUCUACUGCUACGCUUGCUCGCCGGCGCGGAUGGUGACGCCCAAGUCGAACGGUAAGCCCGUGAGAGUCUGCAACGCCUGCGCCACCGAGCUGGCCAAGCCGCGACCGUCGCCGAGCGCCCGCUCGCGUGCCCGCGCCCGAUCAGCCCUUCAUGGAUCAUCAGGAAGCGUAUGA